Molecule: messenger RNA, 748 nt
Organism: Anopheles funestus (African malaria mosquito)
Lineage: Eukaryota; Metazoa; Arthropoda; Insecta; Diptera; Culicidae
Product: transcription initiation factor TFIID subunit 10-like
Exons: 3
Coding region: 124-543 (139 amino acids)
Biological process (GO): transcription initiation at RNA polymerase II promoter
Cellular component (GO): SAGA complex; transcription factor TFIID complex; nucleus
Molecular function (GO): promoter-specific chromatin binding; RNA polymerase II general transcription initiation factor activity
Source: RefSeq, a predicted model, not a curated record
UUUCGUGACGGUAAAUUUAUUUACCCACAAAUUGAAGCUGCUUGCACUGAGCUGGAGCUAGCCAAGAAAUUUGGCGUGAAAUUUGAGACCGCAACAGAACCUCGGCAACCAACUCCAAUCAAAAUGGGUGAUAAUUUCGGUAUUCAUCGUGGUGCACCCAAGAAGACGGCUGAUAUGGUGGAAGAUCGCACACAGGGACAGAUUUUGAGCGAUUUUAUGAUGCAGCUGGAAGACUAUACGCCGACGAUACCCGAUGCAGUAACGUCUUAUUAUCUGAAUUCGGCCGGUUUCGAGGGAGCGGAUCCGCGAAUUGUUCGCCUGAUUUCGAUUGCGGCCCAAAAGUUUGUGUCGGAUGUCGCGAACGAUGCGCUGCAGCACUGCAAGACGCGCACAAACAGUGCCCCAAGCUCCGGACAUGGAUCGUCGAAGAACCAGAACCAGAAAUCGUCCAAGGACCGGAAGUACACGCUCACGAUGGAAGAUUUGCAACCGGCACUGAACGAUUACGGUAUUACCGUACGUAAGGCGCACUAUUUUGUCUAGAAAGGAGGAAAAGGUCCAUUAUGGCCAAGUGGAAGAACUACACACGUAUUGGUCAUCGUCGUCCUUCAGAAGGAUGGAGAGAUGUAUUUUUGUUUGUUUGACAGUUCUAUUUAACUAAACAAGCGCCGUACCAAGAAAGACAAAACCAAGUUCCGCGCACUUUUCAGAUUUAUGAAAAUAAACUUACAAUUAUAAAAGAACGGAA